ACUGCGGAACGUGGUGCCCGAGGUUUUGGUAUGAACAGGAUUCGGAUUCACGUCUUGCCAACCAAUCGGGGGAGGAUCACUCCAGUGCCCAGGUCGCAGGAGCCGCUGUCUUGUUCAUUCACUCAUCGUCCAUGCUCCCAACCUCGUCUCGAGGGGCAAGAAUUUUGCAUUAAACAUAUCCUUGAAGACAAGAAUGCACCCUUCAAGCAGUGUAGUUACAUAUCAUCGAAAAAUGGAAAAAGAUGUCCCAGUGCUGCCCCAAAGCUUGAGAAGAAAGAUGGAGUGUCCUUCUGUGCUGAACACGCCCGUAGGAAUGCCCUGGCACUGCAUGCUCAAAUGAAGAAGACCAACCCUGGGCCUAUGGGUGAAACACUCUUGUGCCAGCUGAGUUCAUAUGCAAAGACUGAGCUGGGGUCUCAGACUCUAGAAAGUAGCCGCAGUGAAGCCAGCCGAAUACUAGAUGAAGACAGCUGGAGUGAUGGGGAGCAGGAACCCAUUACUGUGGAUCAGACAUGGAGAGGUGACCCUGACAGUGAAGCUGAUAGCAUAGACAGUGAUCAAGAAGAUCCCCUAAAACAUGCUGGUGUGUACACAGCAGAAGAGGUAGCCCUGAUUAUGCGUGAGAAGCUAAUUCGUUUGCAGUCUUUGUACAUUGAUCAGUUUAAACGACUUCAGCAUCUGCUCAAGGAGAAGAAGCGCCGUUACUUACAUAAUCGCAAAGUGGAGCAUGAAGCUCUAGGCAAUAGUCUCCUGACUGGCCCAGAGGGACUUUUGGCCAAAGAACGAGAGAACUUAAAGCGAUUAAAAUGUCUGCGGCGAUACCGCCAGCGCUAUGGAGUAGAAGCCUUAUUACAUAGGCAAUUAAAGGAACGCAGAAUGCUGGCCACAGAUGGCGCUGCCCAACAGGCCCAUACUACUCGUUCCAGUCAGAGAUGCUUGGCCUUUGUGGAUGAUGUUCGUUGUUCCAAUCAGUCUCUUCCAAUGACUAGACACUGCCUCACACAUAUUUGUCAGGAUACGAAUCAGGUUCUCUUCAGAUGCUGCCAGGGAUCUGAAGAGGUGCCCUGCAACAAACCAGUUCCUGUAAGCCUCUCUGAGGAUCCCUGCUGCCCACUGCAUUUCCAGUUGCCUCCUCAGAUGUAUAAGCCCGAGCAGGUACUGUCUGUGCCAGACGAUCUGGAAGCCGGCCCCAUGGAUCUGUACUUGAGUGCUGCUGAGCUUCAGCCCACUGAGAGUUUACCUCUGGAGUUCAGUGAUGACUUGGAUGUUGUGGGUGAUAGUAUGCAGUGCCCUCCUUCACCGUUGCUUUUUGAUCCUUCACUAACCCUCGAAGAUAAUUCAAUCAAAGAAAUUGCUGAAGGCCCAGUGGAUAUUUUGGGCCAAAUGCAGAUGGCUGGAGAUGGGUGCAGAUCCCAGGGAUCUCGAAAUCCUGAGAAAGCCUCUGCACCAUUGCCUCAGAGUGGAUUGGCUACUGCAAAUGGGAAGCCAGAACCCAAUUCUGUCAGUUGAUAGUUUGUUUGAGGGACCAUUUGACUUUGGAGGAUUUAAAUUUCUCAUUCUUCAAACACAAAUAUUUUUUUGAUCAUCUCUCACUAAACAGGGGCAACCCAUACUACCUUGUUUUUCUUCUGGAUUGAGUGUUAUUAUAGUCAAACAUAAACCACCUUUUGAGUGAAUGAACCAAUAGUUUUCCAAAGUUUUUCCACUCUGGGCCAGUGGGAGAGAGAGAGGUAAUCCCUGUCAAAGCUUCUGGGAUUAUUUGAGACUGUGCCUAAGGAUAAAGAGACAUCUUUGUAAUGUGAUUUACCAGAUCAUGGCUAGGAAUCCACACAGGUGGCUAGGAAUCCACACAGGUAGCUAGGUGGGAGCUGUCUCUGAGUGGUGGGUGCCCUUGAGAUGUUGGUGGCCCCAAUGUCUGAAAGCCUGCAUUCUAGCCUUCACCUCCACUUAAUUGGGCAAUCUGAACCCCUUUCUCCAGUGAACUCUGACUUUUUUCCUCUGAGAAAACAGUCCACGGGACUGGGCCCUCUUUAACCAUCCAGCUUGCUUCUAACCUAUGUAAAUUUCUGUGGUGGCUUUCUUAUGUAAGAUAUAGUAAAAAUUUAUUGUAUAUAGUUUCUAUUAAAUGUUAAAGAAAACACUAUGAAAAUGUAAAACAGUCAUCUGAGUUGUAUGCAUGUUUUGUCUGUAUUUGAGAAUAUCGUCUUUUUUUCUGGGUUUUGGGGACCUGUUGGGUGGGAAAAGGAAAAUGGGACAGAUAAUACUUCAUCCCAGGAAGUAAAUGAAUCUUCAGUAGCUCAUUUUGAUUUGAGUUUUGGGAAAAGGUUAAAAACCUGGAAGAAGUAAAUGAAAAGCAGCAGGACUUAUUAAAGCCAACCAGUUCCAAA
This is a messenger RNA of Carlito syrichta (Philippine tarsier), 2387 nucleotides long. It is a transcript of the gene KANSL2, whose product is annotated as KAT8 regulatory NSL complex subunit 2. Bases 31 to 1509 code for a protein of 492 amino acids. The transcript is spliced from 10 exons. NCBI's taxonomy places the organism in Eukaryota, Metazoa, Chordata, Mammalia, Primates, Tarsiidae. The record is from RefSeq and is a predicted model, not a curated record. Gene Ontology annotation, cellular component: NSL complex.